UUCCUGUCUCUGGCUAGCUUGGACUCUGAGAGUGGGGUGAAGACCUGGUUGGAGGUGCCCUCAAGCCAGGGUCCAGGCCCCAGGGGCAGGUGGGGCAGUUAGGAGUGGCAGGAACAUUCUGGUCCAACUGAAGGACUGUCUCGUGUGAUGCCAUGAAGAAACUUCUCACCUUCUGGAGAAGGAAGGAUGAGCCUCAAAGCUCUUCCUCACACCUACCUGUGGGCCGGGCCAGUACCCAUCACCCUGCCCAGUCAGGCUACAAUCUUAGAGAUAAGGAUUUAAAGAAACUUCACAAAGCUGCCUCAGUCGGGGAUUUGGAGAAGGUGAAGGAGUACCUUCAGCUCAAGAAACGUGAUGUGAAUAUACGGGACAGACAAAACAGAACGUCUUUGCACCUGGCCUGUGCUAAUGGAUAUUCAAAUAUUGUAUCUCUCUUAAUUGAGAAACAGUGCAAAAUAAAUGUCUGUGAUGGUGAAAAUCGAUCUCCAUUGACUAAGGCAGUACAGUGUGCAAAGGAGGACUGUGCUACUAUUCUUCUAGAGCAUGGAGCAGACCCAAAUAUGGUGGAUUUUGAUGGCAAUGCUGCUCUCCAUUAUGCUGUCUGUGGCCAGAGUGUCUCAUUAGUUGAAAAACUGCUUGAACACAAAGCUAAUCUUGAAGAGCAAAAUAAGGAUGGGUAUACUCCACUUUUACUUGCCAUUACUGAAAAUAAUGCAGAAAUGGUAGAAUAUCUUCUGAAGAGAGGGGCAGAUGUGAAUGCUUCAGAUAAAAAUCAAAGAACAGCCCUUAUGAUUGCGCUAAGUGAUGAACCAACAAAUUUAGUCAGUCUUCUUCUUCAGCAAGAAGUGGACUUAUCUUGCAAAGAUAUUUACGGAUUUACAGCUGAGGAGUAUGCUUCUUUUAAUGGUUUUACUGUGUAUCAUCAAUUAAUUGCCAAUUAUGGAAAGGGGAAGAAAGUUGAACAGAUAUCUAACUCUGAAGAUACAACCUUAGGCACUACAUUUGAUACAAAAGAACUGAAGGAAGAUCUGUAACUUCAUUUCUACAAAUCCUUUGCUGCUGCCUUGAAUUAGAAAAUCAUUUUGAAAGAGUAAUUAAAUGAAAUAUCACAGCAUUUCACUUACUACUCAUUUGAAGAGAAGUUUGUUAAACAGAGAGCAGUUUUCACCUUAGAAGACGUGAAGAGAUUUCAAAAGACAAACACCUGUAUCAUGAACUGUUAAUUGAAAGGAUAUAAUUUGUGUUCAGCUUAUAGGCAGAAAAAUCUUUUUAGUUAUAAUUUUGAAUAGGAUAUUUAUAAGAGGAAGCUUUGUAACACAUUGUGUUAGGCAUGCAG
Messenger RNA from Hyaena hyaena (striped hyena), 1336 nucleotides. It is a transcript of the gene ANKRD7, whose product is annotated as ankyrin repeat domain 7. Lineage: Eukaryota; Metazoa; Chordata; Mammalia; Carnivora; Hyaenidae. The transcript is spliced from 7 exons. Gene Ontology annotation, molecular function: protein binding. The record is from RefSeq and is a predicted model, not a curated record. The coding region runs from base 153 to 1034 and encodes 293 amino acids.